This is a messenger RNA of Micropterus salmoides (largemouth bass), 585 nucleotides long. Its product is annotated as 2-oxoisovalerate dehydrogenase subunit alpha, mitochondrial-like. The transcript is spliced from 4 exons. The record is from RefSeq and is a predicted model, not a curated record. The coding region runs from base 25 to 570 and encodes 181 amino acids. Gene Ontology annotation, molecular function: oxidoreductase activity, acting on the aldehyde or oxo group of donors, disulfide as acceptor. Lineage: Eukaryota; Metazoa; Chordata; Actinopteri; Centrarchiformes; Centrarchidae. Gene Ontology annotation, biological process: branched-chain amino acid catabolic process.
UGCUUGUUUUCAAUCUGACAGGCCAUGCAGCAGCAGCAGCCCUUUGACUCAUCACUGGAGAAGCCACAGUUCCCUGGAGCAUCAGCCGAGUUUGUGGAUCAGCUUGAGUUCAUCCAGCCCAAUGUCAUCUCUGGGAUCCCAGUGUAUCGGGUGAUGGACAGGCAGGGCAAUAUCAUCAACCCCUCUCAAGACCCCCAGCUCUCCAAAGAGACAGUUUUGAACUUCUAUCAGAAGAUGACUCUGCUGAACACAAUGGACCGCAUUCUUUAUGAGUCACAGAGACAGGGCCGGAUUUCCUUCUACAUGACCAACUAUGGCGAGGAGGGGACACACAUUGGUAGUGCUGCUGCUCUGGACUCAAACGACCUGGUGUUUGGUCAAUACAGAGAAGCUGGAGUGCUGAUGUAUCGUGGUUUUCCUCUGGAUUUGUUCAUGGCUCAGUGUUACGCCAACGCUGAUGACCUCGGAAAGGGCCGUCAGAUGCCUGUCCACUAUGGCUCCAGAGAUCUGAACUUUGUCACCAUCUGGCCACUCAGAUUCCUCAGUGAGCUGUCCAUCUGUGUGUUGUGAAUAGGCGGGUGAAGC